Babesia microti strain RI is the source of this 1878-nucleotide messenger RNA. RefSeq names its product conserved Plasmodium protein, unknown function. Bases 1 to 1878 code for a protein of 625 amino acids. NCBI's taxonomy places the organism in Eukaryota, Apicomplexa, Aconoidasida, Piroplasmida, Babesiidae. Gene Ontology annotation, molecular function: ubiquitin binding; phosphatidylinositol binding. The transcript has 3 exons. The record is from RefSeq and is a predicted model, not a curated record.
AUGGAGAAUUACUUUUCCAAACAAAUAAAUCAUGAACGAUUUGAAAAAAACAAUCAGAUUAGGAGGAGAAAUAUUCACUCUGACCAACAAAAUUUUGAAAAUGAUAUAAACAAUAUCUCUUCACAUCAUGGAUCGAAGUUAGUUGGCCAUGUUACAGACAUACACGGGCAUAACGCGCAAAUUCAUGAAUGCACAAUGGAUAACAACAUGAUUCACACCGGAACUCCCUAUAUGAGCAACUCCUUAUCCCCCAAAUCUGGACUAUUUUUGCCCAACCUGUCAAAUUUGAAAAUUAGUCGCUUGAAAAAGGCCGGUAAGGUUUGUGUCAAGACUAUCAGAAGGAAGUUGAACUCCAUAGUGCAGGUCUAUGAUUCACAAAAUCUUAUGCAUAAUGGAAUAACUGCUAAGGAGGCAUCAGAUGCUAUGGCAUUAGGGCCCAUAAAAUCCCAUCGCGAAUUUGCCAUGUUAACCGAAAAUUUGUUGGCUUGGGGCGGUGGUACGUAUAUCACUCAAUUCGUCAGUAUCAAAAAUUUUGCAGAAUUGACACCACUAUCUUUUUUUGAAAACCAAAUUAUCAACCAACACAUUGCAAUUAGAUUGGUUGAUUACAUGUGUGAUCUACCAGUGUGUAAGAAAUUUACCGUCAAAUAUAUAAAUUGGAAGCUUCGGUUUUCCAAGAUUCCCGAAGAAUACAUACUUUCGGUUGAAUAUCUUGGAUUUUGUAUUAAAAACUUAGGCGCAGGAUUUCCUACAUUCAUAACAAGGUCACUAAUGAGGUCUCUGGGCAAAUUGCUAAAGAUAACUACUUUUAAAUACUCUUUGGCACGGGAUAUGAAGAAACAAUUCGCUAAAAUAAUUUCUGGCUCUUCUGGCCAUCAGGGAGUGGCUACAGACCCCCGGAUACAUGCUCUUAAAAGUAAAAUACUAUUUACAAUCCAACUAUGCCACGAUGCUUUCCUUAUGCAACAAGCUUUAUACCCCGACUUCUUCCUAGAAUACAGAAGAAUGCGCAUGAAAGGCAUAAAAUUCCCAAGGAUCCCUCCUGGAUCUCGUUACAUGAUCAAGGAUGUUGAACUGAUUACAUCGUCUAGGGAAUUAAAAUUGCCAAUUGACAUGAAUGUACUAGCUGACAUUUCUAAUAUUGUAAGUAGGUUUUCAAAUGGGGAGGAUGAUGAAAAUUUAAAGUCAAUGUUAACUUUGAGUAAGGGGAAGAUUUUAGAAUCAAUCAACAUCCUUUCAGACAUGAGCAUUCAGGAAUUCAAUGAGAUUCAAUUCAUAAAGGAUGGAAACCUACAGUAUGAAGAUUUUAUGGACAAACUGUUUAAACUAAACGACUCCAUUGAUGAAUUACUUUCAAGUCCAAAAGUUUUGCAAGAUUUACUACAGUUUGAUUCGAAUGAGGAGGAUGAAGAAGAAGAGAAGAUGAACAAGGAACUGGCUGAAAUUUUUUCAAUGCCAUACAAUGUAUUUGAACCAGUAUCAGUUGAAUCUGUUAGUGCCAAUGAAUACUCCUGUCCCACACUCCCCAAUGAUAAUGCAUGGUCUACGACUAGGAAUGGAGAUGAUGACUUUGGUUCCAAACAAACUGAACUAUCUUCAUACUACCAACAUACUUCUUCCACACUUACCAACAACUUAACAUACCACCAACAACACGAUUCUUCCAAUGAACAGGCAACAUACUUAAAUACAGUUGCGUCAAAUGGUUCAGGCAAAUCUAAUGGUGAGGAUGAGGGUGAUGACAAUGGUAAUGAAUCAGGAUAUGAAAGUAACAAUGAAAAUGACUAUUCAAAUGCCGAAGAACCAAAAUAUGCCAGCAAUAAACUGAAUCUAGAUGAAAUAAUGAAGACGCUGGAUCAAAUACAAAGCGAGCUGUGA